AUGGGAAAGAACCUUAACUCCGUCGUUCUCUUGCUUGUCUUUUUGAUGGCUACCACAGAAAUCCUCAAGAGCGAGGCUGCAUGCUUCAAUUUCGUAGGCGAGUGCGGGAUGUCACCGUUCCCAUGUACAAAUUCUCAGUGCAAAGAAUGUUGCGUAAUUCUCUUCGGGAGUCCUCCAGUCUGUGAUGGACGUGUUGAAACUGUGGGACGCGUCUCUUCUUGCAUUUGCUACGGAACACUAAACUGA
This is a messenger RNA of Microthlaspi erraticum, 246 nucleotides long. NCBI's taxonomy places the organism in Eukaryota, Viridiplantae, Streptophyta, Magnoliopsida, Brassicales, Brassicaceae. The record is from the annotation of a GenBank genome assembly.